AUGACCACCAAGCCUGCGAAGCCACCUCUUCUCUUCAUGAAUAUUCCAGCUCUCCGUAUCCCCCCUCGCGGUCUCGUUCCUAUACAUCGCAACAGUCUCUCGAACGAGCCUCACAACCUCUGGGCACUUAAGAAACGCUCACCAUCGGUAACAGCAGCAAGAGGCAGGAAGCGACAGAAUUUAACCAUCAAAUCGCCCUCAUCACUAUCGAUGCCCCCGCCUACACCGUCAGUACUCUCCCCCUCCUCUUUAGCUCCACUGCAAUCGAGUGUUUCGCCAUCUCCAUCGCCACCAGCGCCAUCCAGUUUUGUAUCAGUAUCUCAGUCUCAGCAGCCGAUUGCAUUACUACUCCCGCAGAAUGAGCCAAACGUCUCCACUCGCUACUUUCCAUACACGCCAGAGACUGGUGCCAGCAACUCCCUAGAGCUGACCCCAAACGUAACAUCCAGAGAAGGACUAGUCGAGAUCAGGGUCGGUCUACUCUUGCCAUACUCGCUGCCCAAUAAUCUUACACAGCAAUUAGCCUACAGCGGCACGUCCGCAAUCCGUUUAGCAGUGAGUGAAAUCAAUGCGAACCAUCUUAUCCCAGGUGCAUAUAUCACUCUGGUUCUCAAAGAUUCGUUCAACGGCCUCGAUCCCGAAAACUCGGGUGCUGCUCAGGCCAUCUUCUCAACAGUGUCUCUGCUCCAGACAAACGGUGGUGUUGCGGGUGUUAUUGGUGAUGUGAGCAGUGCGCUUUCGAUGCAGUCAGCGCUUCUGACCAGUCGAUUAUCUAUCCCUCAAUGCUCGUAUUCCGCCGGCUCCACUCAAUUGUCAAGCAAAGAUGACUAUGGCUAUUUUUUCCGGACUAUCCCGACGGAGCUGAUGUUUGGUUCGGUCAUGAUGGACUUUGUGGCCAGCCGUGGCUGGAAAACCAUUGCUGUCAUCUAUACUGGCGACUCCCUCGGCUUGCAGAUGAUGGAUAAUAUUGCAGUACAGGCUGCAAGGAAAAAUAUUACGAUUGGGUACCAAAGAGCGUUCUGGGAAAAUGGCGCCUCUUCUGAUGUUGGGCCGGCGUUGGAUGCCCUUGCGGAUUCUGGUCAACGGAUUGUUCUGGUCGCUGCAGUCAGCGUUCCUCAGGUUCGACUCAUGAUCGAGGCUGUCAAUAAGGGUCUGAUAUCCAAAAAUUACGUCUGGCUCGCGAUCAACCAGAUUACAGAACCAUUGUUGAAAGCGAGCUCGACCCUGAAGCCAACAGAUUUGAAUGGCCUGUUCAUGUUUGAUAACCUACUCAAGCUGAACGGAUAUCCACCUUAUGAAAGGUUCCUUGACAAAUGGGAGGCUCUCGACCCUAACCAAUAUCCUUAUGCUGGUCAACGGGAUAUCUCCAGUAAUGAGCCUCAAGCAUACUCGUGCAUGAUGGUCAUGGCCAACGCGUUCGCGAAUGCUAUCAAAGGCAACUGGACCGCGCUCCAUCUGUUAGCGGCUGGGAAAAUGGGUCCUGAGCUGCGGCCUGUGGACAUGAACACCAAUUACACAGGUCCCGGCGGACCUAUGGUUAUCAGUGAAAGCGGAGAUGUUGUUUAUGGCAACUUCAUCUUGUACAACUUCCAGGAUGGUGAAGUGGUCUCAAUUGGUACCUCGUAUUCUGGGGUGUUCAGUCUGUUGUCGGCACCAAUAUAUUUUGAUGGGACGUAUGAUACGCCUGCGGAUUCUGUGCCGUUCCAGGUGCUGAAUCCGAAGUAUGGAUCACCGAUUGGGUUGGUGGUUCUCUCGAUUGCAGGACUGAGUACUUUGUUUUCGCUUUUAACGAUGCUCAUCGUUAUCGUGUACCGAGACGCAGAAGUCAUCAAGGCGUCCAGUCCUCUGUUUUGCUGCCUCGAGCUGUGUGGGUUCAUACUGUUGUACAUCGCGACGAUCAUGGGCCUGGACAUUCCUACGAGCUUUCUCUGCAUCGCUCGACCGCUUGCACUCAAUGUCGGGUUCGUCCUCGUCGUUAGCAAUAUUGUCGCCAAGAACUUUAGGGUCUAUAGGAUUUUUCAUAACAUCUAUGUGACCAAACGGGUCAUCAAGGAUUCACAUCUUCUCAAGAUUGUCGGCUCCAUCAUGUUCGGCAAUUUGAUCAUUGUGGUCGUUUGGUUCCUCAAGGCGCCACCAACUUUGGAGCAGAUCGCAAUGCCCGAUUUCACGUUGUAUUGGACGUGCAACAACGCUGGCGGGGAUAGCAUGCCGUUCUUUGUGAUCAUAUUCGUGUGCAAUGCAGCGUUGAUGUUGGUCGCCACAUAUCUGGCCUACAUGAACCGGAAUGUCGCUGCCAACUACAACGAGUGCCGGCAAAUCGCCUUUGUUGUUUACAACAUUCUGCUGUCAGCUUGCUUGGCGAUGCCUACAGUGCUUUUGCCAAGGGAACAGUUCUUGACAAAGUUCUUUCUCUCAACCGUCGUCAUCCUUUUUGGAACUACGUUCUCACUCAUGUUUAUGUUCCUGCCCAAGCUCUGGGAACUCUUUACUCAGAUCGAACGGUCUCAGCAACGCAAUAGUAACGGUGGUUUUGGAGGAGGCGGUUCGGACGAAAGCAGCAUGGAUGGGUUCAUCCACAGUGGUGCUACAAGAUGGAUGAACAGCGCUGGGAAUCUCGUAGUGCUAGGUGAUCAGAGCAUUAGUGGGGUAGGGGUAGGAACGGGCGGGCCUGCGAAUGACAGUGACCAGCACUUGACGAAUGGGCGCAAAGCCAGCGUGGCAACGUUGGAUGAGAUCAAUGAAGAAACGCUGAAGGAGACGCACAUGGGGUAUAUGGGAGUCAAGUUCCAGAGCCGUUAUCUACCGUUCUUGUCGAGCUGGUGCAUGCGACGCGUGGUACUAUUUCCGACGGGGCGUUAUUUUACAUGCUUCGAAGUCGGAAAGCCCGAGACAGGUAGAACGUACACUUAUAUCUCUGUGUCCAUCCAUUCCCGCGAGCCAGGAGCGUACAUUCUGCACGUCGUUAGUUGCCGUCGGUAUGAUUUCUUACUCCAGGUCCACGACGAAGAGCGACUCUUGUACUGGUACAGUCUCUUUGACAAUAGCAAACAAUCAGCCAGUAAUGGGUACUCGAGCUCGACUGGGGUCGGGGCUAAUAUGCCGCUUGAAAACCUGUCGAUGGCGAACUUAUCUGUAGUGGGCGCGGCGGCGCCCUUGUCAGCGAAUAGUACGAACACUAUAUUGGCUGAAGAGGUUAGAGACACGGGUCCUGGGCAUCAGCAACGGCAUGAGAAUAAUCGGACACUGAGUUAUCGGAUGGAUCAGUUGCGUGUUCGGGGGCAUGCAAGCGUUCCUGGGCCGGGGGAGAAUUACAGUGGAAGCGCCAACAGAGGACGGGUGACACAGAGCUUGAUUGUGAUGUUUGGUGAUGAUGACGGGUAUGGAGGUGAUGGGACUUCAAAUGCUGCGACAUUGGCGCUGGGUGCGAGUCCAGUCAGCGCGAGUAGCAUGUUAGGUGGAAGCGAGCGGACGAGGACUUUGGUGGGUUGCAAGCCGUGUCAGCAUGGCGACAAUGCGGACGAGUGCAGGAUGUGCCAAUUGCUAUCACAAGAUUUGUCGACGCGGUCGAAUGUCGUGGAGCUGAGCGCUUCGACACGCGUGGAGGACGGUCGCGGUGAUGGAACUAUUAGUCAAGAGGGGACUGGAGGGAAGCAGUAUCUGCGGUCUCUGCAGGAGCGGUUUGAGGGCGUCGAUCCGAACUGCGACGAUCCACUUUUCUUUGAGUAG
Gamsiella multidivaricata is the source of this 3726-nucleotide messenger RNA. Its product is annotated as periplasmic binding protein-like I. The transcript is spliced from 12 exons. Gene Ontology annotation, molecular function: G protein-coupled GABA receptor activity. NCBI's taxonomy places the organism in Eukaryota, Fungi, Mortierellomycota, Mortierellomycetes, Mortierellales, Mortierellaceae. Gene Ontology annotation, biological process: G protein-coupled receptor signaling pathway. The record is from RefSeq and is a predicted model, not a curated record. Gene Ontology annotation, cellular component: membrane; G protein-coupled receptor heterodimeric complex. Bases 1 to 3726 code for a protein of 1241 amino acids.